AUAGGGUUAGUGUGAGCGUGAAUGCUGACGUCGACUGUAUUAAAGUAGCCACCGCAUACAUGCUCGCCAUGGAGGAAGCAGACUUGCAGUAGCCAAGACCUUUCAACCCAUUUAGGCCCAAUCAUGGUCUGGCCCAGGGCACUUUAGUGGCUUCAAUUCCGAUUUUUCACUUCACAUGGGAAAUGUUGGAAGCGUUGGUAGCGGGUCUAGCAAUGUGCUGCCGAUCUCAUCAACCCUGGUCAUAGCAGGGCAUGCCCUCCGAGUCAAGUCUUGCUUAGGCGCCGGUGGGACUGGGACCGUAUACUUGGCCGAGGAUGAAGCGCGGCGAAAAUUUGCGAUCAAAGUCAACCGUGUGCCUAAAGGGGAUGUGGCGAUGAACAAGGCGGCGGAGAUGGAAUUGGAGCAGCAUGCCAGGCUCCCCCCGCAUCCCCACCUUAUCACAUACAUAGGCUCGCGUAUUGAACACGUGUCACCUGCAGGCGGAGAAGGCGGUGCCAAUACCGGCAAAGGAGGCUUCACGCUUUAUUAUCUCUUGACUGAAUACUGCCCCAGCACGGUGCACGUCUUGUUGGAAGGUGCUGAGCGCCGCAAAGAACCCUUGGCCGAGCGGGACGUCCUCAACGUCUUCACUUCCGCCUGCGCCGCCCUUGUCCACCUCCACGCCCAUGGCCUCGCCCACCGGGAUGUCCGGGUGGAGAACUUGGUGUUGUCGACGGAAAGCAAUGGGCAGCGGGUCAAACUCUGCGGUCUGGGGGCCAGUACAAUGGAGACUGGGCCCCUGCGGAACAGCGCCGAGGUGGAGAUCGCGCGAGAGGACAUCGAACGACACACACGCCUGGCCUACCGGAGCCCGGAGCAGGUGGAUUUAUACUCGCAGCAGCCCGUGGGUGUGCCUGUGGACGUGUGGGCGCUAGGAGUGCUGCUCUAUCGGCUCUGUUGGCGGGUCACCCCCUUCGAGGACAAGGCCGGCAUGGUCCUUCCCAUGGCCAUCUUGAACGGAAAGUACGUCGUCCCUCCCUCCCUCCCCAUCCCUGGCACGAAUGGGCAGCAGUCCUUCCCGCCCUAUUCUCCCGGUUUGGUGACCCUGCUCCAGUGUUGCUUGCAGCCCCGUCCCCAAGACCGGGCCACGGCAGCCGAGGUUUUGGAAAAAGUGCGCGAACUCAUGGCGAGUGGAGAAAUCGGCCGCCACGUCGACCUCCCCGCCCUUGGCCCUCUCCUUCCGUGCCCUGCCCCUUUGCCACUGGGUUGCUCCGCGUCGCCGUCGCCGUCGCCGUCCGGGGCUUCGCACCCGCGGAAGGGGGGAAAGAAAGGGAGAGCGAGCGGCACCUGCCCAGGGGAACGGGGGCCGGGAGAAGAGGAUUUCCUGGGGCUGUACGACACGGCCACGCCACCAGACAAGGCUGCCCUGCGGGCGAGUCGACCGCAGGCUCCUCCCCCCACGUCCCUCUCGUCCUUGGAAGACAUGCUCGGGCCCCCGGCCCGGUGGCCACGGACCAGGCCCGGGGUAGGGGGGGGCGGAGAGGAGGCCGGCCGCCUGGCGUCCCGGGACCGGGGAGAGGGAAGCAGGACGUCGACUCUGUCGGGCUCCCUGUCGGCGAGCUCCUCCCCUUCCCACCUGGUUGGGCUCGAGCGACACGGGAGUGUGCCUGGGCGAUGCCGGGAAGGAGGCGAGGCUAGCAACGGGCUGGGGUCCCGAAGCCUGAGCUUCGUGGGCAUGGGCCAGGCGCUGUCGAUCUGGGAGGAGGAUGAACGUUUGCGACGGCGGGGAUGGGAAGAAUGCGACCCGGAGCAGGGUAAGGGAGGUAUGGAGGGGUCGAGGCGUAGGGGGGGAGGGAAGACGAAGGGCGACAUGCGCCCUCGGAGGAGCAGCAGCAGCAUUGGGAGCGGGAGCAGCAGUUUGGGCCUCAAGGCGGCCAGGCAGGUGUGGGGGCUGAGCCGGGGGACGAGCGUGGGCGGAGUGGAGGCGGUGGACCCGAAGGGCCCGGGUGUUGAGGCGAAGGAUGAUGGUAUGGACCUGGCAGAGCUGGCGACAGUGGACCGAAGCGCCGCCCCCCUCCCACGCAUGCUGCCCUUGGGCGCCCUGGUGGGCGAGGGCUCGGGCGCGAUGCCUCGUUCCUCCUCCGCGUCCUCCUUGAAGAGCUUGGACGACGAGCCGAGCGGCCGCCCGCCCGCCAAGGGGGCCCUCUCGGCGCUCUGGCACCGGCGGAUGCGGU
Nannochloropsis gaditana CCMP526 is the source of this 2213-nucleotide messenger RNA. Its product is annotated as serine threonine protein. The annotation marks the transcript as partial. Gene Ontology annotation, cellular component: cytoplasm. Gene Ontology annotation, molecular function: protein serine/threonine kinase activity; ATP binding; protein tyrosine kinase activity. The transcript has a single exon. Gene Ontology annotation, biological process: protein phosphorylation. The record is from RefSeq and is a predicted model, not a curated record.